GCGAGUAGCUCCGGCCGCUACACGGAACCGGUGCGUCGCGCACCCACGGUUUCCACCAAGCCACGCGCCCCGCGACAUGGCGGCGGUGCGCGCAUCCCCACGCCUCCGCUCCCUUCCCCUGCUGCUCUCCCAGCCAGACGCCGCCGCCGCCGCAGUCCAGCGUAGUUUCUCCUGCGCCAGCGCCUCCCCCUCCCCGGCGGCCGCCCGGGCCAUGGCGUCCCCAUCCUCGUCAUCCGCGGCCCCCUCCCCGUACACGACGCUCGUGGGGCGCGUGAGCUGCGAGCGCGAGAUCAAGCGCAGCAAGUUCAUCGCCAUCGCCGCUCCCGUCCCCAACGAGCGCGCCGCCAUGGCCUUUCUCGACGAGGUCAAGGAUCCAAAAGCUACCCAUAAUUGCUGGGCAUACAAGCUGGGAGAGCAAUUCCGUUACAACGAUGAUGGUGAGCCUUCUAGCACUGCUGGGAAGCCAAUUUACUCUGCCAUCAUUUCUUCGGGCAUUGAUAUGGUCAUGGUGGUUGUCAUUAGAUAUUUUGGAGGCAUAAAAUUGGGUACUGGUGGGCUGGUCAGAGCUUAUGGUGGGGUUGCUUCUGAAUGCCUUAAAGAUGCUCCUACUUGCCUUGUGAAACCAAAGGCUCGUGUUGGUAUGGAGGUACCGUUUGAUCUGUUGGGCACUGUCUAUCAUCAGCAUUUCCAAGCUGAAGAUAUUAAACAAGACUAUGACACUGGCAAAGAUGGUACUGUUAUGGUCAUGUUCAAAGUGGGAUAUGAAAAAAUUGAGGAUCUUGGAAAUGCAGUGAAUUCAGCUUGCAGCAGGAAAAUAGAACUGUUUCUAUAAAUGGCAGGCAAGGAUAAGGAUUAUUUUUCAGUUGCACUGGUGUAAGUUAGAAUUGGUACAGCUUCUGCUAGUUGAUUGUAAGUAUGGAAACACUCAAAUCCUCUGCACUUGCAAGCCAGCUCUUCAUUCCCUCCUGCUUUGAUACUCAUUUCCCUUUUCUGGAAUCUUCAUGGCUUAUUUUUCACCCAGCAUGUAGGCAUCAGAAAUAUUUGGUAUCUUGUUUGAGCUAACAGCUAGACCAUAUUGAAUUGCCCCAGUUUACACUGUAUAGUCUUCUGUCUUUUAAAUUUCACAAUGUUAAUAGAUUUAUGAUCUU
Messenger RNA from Panicum hallii, 1148 nucleotides. RefSeq names its product IMPACT family member in pol 5'region. Gene Ontology annotation, biological process: regulation of translational initiation. The record is from RefSeq and is a predicted model, not a curated record. The coding region runs from base 77 to 832 and encodes 251 amino acids. Gene Ontology annotation, cellular component: cytoplasm. The transcript has 6 exons. NCBI's taxonomy places the organism in Eukaryota, Viridiplantae, Streptophyta, Magnoliopsida, Poales, Poaceae.